Molecule: messenger RNA, 1497 nt
Organism: Helianthus annuus (common sunflower)
Lineage: Eukaryota; Viridiplantae; Streptophyta; Magnoliopsida; Asterales; Asteraceae
Product: heat shock cognate 70 kDa protein
Exons: 2
Coding region: 1-1497 (498 amino acids)
Biological process (GO): cellular response to unfolded protein; protein refolding
Cellular component (GO): cytoplasm
Molecular function (GO): ATP binding; ATP-dependent protein folding chaperone; misfolded protein binding
Source: RefSeq, a predicted model, not a curated record
AUGGCCGGGAGAGUUGAAAAAACUGCGAUUGGAAUUGAUCUUGGAACAACAUACUCUUGUGUGGCAGCCUGGUUUGAUAAGCACAAUCGUGUUGAGAUCAUUCCUAAUCAACAAGGUAACAAAAUUACUCCUUCAUGUGUUGCGUGGGAUGGUAUGCAAAUGUUAGUAGGUGAAGCUGCAAAAAAUCAAAUCACCAGGAACCCUAAAAACACUGUUUUCGAUGUUAAACGUUUGAUGGGAGCUAGAUUCAGUGAUGGUGUAGUGCAGCAAGACAUUGAAACUAGACCUUUUGAGGUGAUUGAAGGCUCUGGAGAUAAACCAAUCAUCGUAUUUGAACAUGAGUCAAACGAAAAGAAGUUUUCACCAGAAGAAAUAUCUUCGAUGAUUCUAAGAAACUUGAAAGAGGCUGCUGAAGCAUUUCUUGGAACAACGGUUACUGAUGCCGUGAUAACCGUUCCUGCGUAUUUUAAUGACAAGCAACGUCAGGCGACAAUGGAUGCUGGUGUGUUGGCGGGCCUUAAUGUCUUGCGCUUGAUUAAUGAGCCAACAUCAGCAGCAAUCGCGUACGGUCUAGACAAGAAGGUUGAGGCAAACUGUCCUGGAGAGAAAAAUGUGUUUAUAUUUGAUUUGGGUGGUGGAACCUUUGAUGUGUCUCUUCUCAAGAUCAACAAGGCUGGUACAAUUACUGUUAAAGCAGUGGGUGGUGAUACUCACUUGGGUGGGGAAAAUUUUGACAAGUUGAUGGUGAAUCAUUGUGUUGAAAUCUUUUUGAAGAAAGAAAAAAAAGAUGUGAGUGAGAAUGCAAGAGCAAAGAUGAGGUUAAAAGUUGCCUGUGAGAAAGCGAAGAGAGAUUUGUCAUCAACAAUACAAACACCAAUUGAAAUCGAUUGCUUGUACGAGGGAAUUGACUUCUCAACUAAAUUCAGCAGGGCAAAAUUCGAGGAGAUUAAUGCUGGUUUCUUUAACAUGUGCAUUAAGCAUGUGGCGACCUGUCUGAGAGAUGGAAAUAUGCAAAAGUGCGAUAUUGAUGAUGUGGUUAUUGUCGGUGGGUCGACAAGGAUUCCCAAAGUGCAACAAAUGCUGACGGAGUUCUUUGAUGGAAAACCAACUUGCAAGAGCAUUAACGCGGAUGAAGCUGUGGCAUGUGGUGCUGCGGUGUUGGCUGCAAACUUAAGUGGUUAUGGGAACCAAAAGGUGAAGGAUUUUGUGCUAUUAGAUGUGACCCCUCUUUCUCUUGGCAUCAGGGUUAGUCGUGAGAUUGACAUGAGUGUUCUGAUCCCCAAGAACACACCCAUACCCACCAUCAAGGAGGGGAUCUAUCAUACAUCCGUGGACAACCAAGUAUCUGUUCCAUUUAAUGUAUAUCAGGGCGAGGGCAAGUAUACCAAAGAAAACAUCUUUCUUGACACUUUUAGCCUUGAUGGCGUUCCAGCAGCCCCUAAAGGUGUAGAAAAGAUCAAGGUUUGCUUUAACAUGGAUGCAAAUGGUAUUCUUUGA